Molecule: messenger RNA, 2163 nt
Organism: Bufo bufo (common toad)
Lineage: Eukaryota; Metazoa; Chordata; Amphibia; Anura; Bufonidae
Gene: ACOT7
Product: acyl-CoA thioesterase 7
Exons: 10
Coding region: 171-1205 (344 amino acids)
Biological process (GO): palmitic acid biosynthetic process; acyl-CoA metabolic process
Cellular component (GO): cytosol; extracellular exosome; nucleoplasm
Molecular function (GO): long-chain fatty acyl-CoA binding
Source: RefSeq, a predicted model, not a curated record
GCUCAUCAUCCAGGAACAGUCAGACCCUUACAGCAGCAGCAAGCAGCCCUCCACCAGCAGAGAAGGACAAUGUCUCAGCACAAGGACCCUGCAGCUUCAGCCCUCCAGAUCUGCAGCUCAUAGGAUUCUCCUAAACUCCCAGACUGCUUGACCCCAGGACCGUCUUGCUUAUGGGGAUGAGGCUCCCAGGUGUUAGACGCUUUAUGGAAGGACUUCUAUUCCACUCCAGGAUUAUGCGUCCGGAUGACGCAAAUAUUGCAGGAAACGUGCAUGGAGGAACCAUUCUGAAGAUGAUUGAGGAAGCUGGAGCCAUCAUAAGCACCCGCCAUUGUAACAGCCAGUCUGGGGAGAAAUGUGUUGGUACUUUGGCUCGUGUGGAGCGCACAGACUUCCUCUCCCCCAUGUGUAUUGGAGAGGUGGGUCAUGUCAGUGCAGAGAUCUCCUACACUUCAAAGCACUCUGUGGAGGUUCAAGUUAACGUUAUGGCUGAAAACAUAUUGACAGGGGCAAAAAGACUGACCAACAGGGCAACCCUGUGGUAUGUCCCACUUUCCCUAACAAAUGUGGACAAAGUCAUUCAAGUACCUCCAAUCCAGUAUGAAAAGCCAGAGCAAGAAGAUGAAGGAAGGAAGAGAUAUGAAAAUCAGAAAUUAGAGCGUUUUCAAACCAAACAGAGGAACGGAGAAUACAUUGUGCCAGUCGUUAACCCAAAACAAUACACCGUUGGAUAUAGUCAGUCCAGUCUUAUUCAUUUGGUGGGACCCUCAGAUUGUACUCUGCAUGGCUACGUCCAUGGAGGUGUUACAAUGAAAUUAAUGGAUGAAGUGGCCGGGAUUGUAGCCGCUCGACACUGUAAAACAAAUAUCGUUACCGCCUCAGUGGACGCCAUUAACUUUCAUCGCAAGAUUCAAAAAGGUUGCAUCAUUACAGUGUCUGGCCGUAUGACAUUCACUAGUAACAAGUCCAUGGAGAUUGAGGUGUUUGUGGAUGCAGACAAAUUAGUUGGUGACACCCAGGAGCAAUACAGAGCAGUCAGCGCCUUCUUCACUUAUGUCUCUCUCAGCAAAGAUGCCAAACCUCUCCCUGUUCCACAGAUUGUGAUUGAGACUGAAGAAGAAAAGAAGAGAUUUGAGGAAGGAAAAGGCCGCUAUCUGCAAACCAAAGCCAAGAGACAGACGAACUCACAGUCCCUGACCCAACAAUAAUGGCAUAAUUGAAGGAUCUGCCACAGGGAUCAGGAAAAUAAAGCCUUGAUAAAAGGGAACACUCGCCAAAAUGAUCACUGAGUAUAGUGUUAUGUGAUGUAAAUGAUAAUAUUAACGUAUUUUAGGCUCUACUGUUGUUUCUGCACUCAGAUUACACACAUCUAUAGGUGGGAAUGCAGUGUCUAUGUAAUGAACAGUAAUGCGAUUUAGGAUAUUCAGUAGGUAGUAAUGCACAGCAGUAUACUGUAGGUCUAUUACAAAUCCAGCUAUUUGUCCAGUCUCAAUGACAUUUGCCCCUUGCUUUUUCAUAUAAUAAGACUAGAUAAUGUGCCCAUAACAAGGGAAUACAUACCACAGAGGCAGGCCAUGCAUCUGCUAUCCUUAGAGAAAGGGGCCACCCUUUGUGGUCUUCUCUUCUUUGCUGUUUAGGUGACAAGAACCUAGAGGUGCUGCAUUGUAAGCAAACAAGGGGGUAGUGGACCAAGGGUCAUAGGAAGUGGGAUAAAAAAGGAAACAAACACCAGACUCUUCUGUCCAGAGUGGCAAACUCCAGCAGCUCAAAGAGGUUGUACGGUAUUUUUUAUUUAUUUUUAUUUGUCCCCCCUCUUUCCAGUCAGCGGUACCUGUGGAGAAACCAUUACUCACUUGCUCCCUGAUGCGUCAUCCUGGUUCUCGGACUGUCUUCACUGGACUUGUAGUCCCCAUCUGUCAGCUUCCACAUAUACAGGCUUAUGUGCGUCGCAGUAGCCAAUGACUGGCUACAGCGGUGAUGUGUCCUCAAGAGGCACAUGGCCACGCAGUGAUGUGCCUGGGGACAUCUCACCACUGAGGACAGUCAUUGGGUGUUGUGAUGAACAUGAGCCAGAACGUGUAUGGAUUUCUCCUUAGUUACAGCUCUGUGCAACCCCUUUAAUGGCAGCCUAAAAAAAAUACGUUUAUAGCAAAGUAUUCCAAAGCA